UGUUCAGUCUCAGUGCGACAAAUGUCCCGUAGACAUUGGGCCCAUGCUGCCCAAAAAUCCAAGAGCAACUUGUGUUCAUUUUCGUCUGUUGCACCUCAUAAUCACUUCAGGCUUCCUGUCACUGAAAUCUGCCUUCUUUCUCGUGAUUCUUGAGGAGGACAAGUUUCUCAUCCACUGUGCCAACCCACGUGAAUAUGGAUAAAUACGAGACAGCCUCCCACCGUGAAUAAAACCAAGAAAUGUUCGUGGGGGUUGUAAAGAGCAGCCUGGCUGGGAAUGGACGCACGAGACAGCCCACUUGCACCGAACACAAGGUCCCUCCAGCGAGUUAUACACGCUCCGCUUGAGCCCACUGCGCGUCUUGUCCCCGCCCUCCGACGAAGCACAGCAUCCGUCCUCAUCCACGCCGCGUGAUGCCCCUCACAUCCACGCAGAGCAACCCAUGGAAUAGUAGUAGCCGGAGUAGUAGGAGUACGGGAGUGCUCUUCACACCUUCCUCUUCUUUCAUGGAUUCGCCGUUUUUCGGGAAUAUUGCUCCAACCCAUCGCGGGUGAGGUGUUGUGAAUCCUGAGAGGAGAGGGCUCCUGAGGGGGAGACAAGAUGGCGUCCAACCACAUCCUACGAAGCUACUCCAUCAUUCCGUGUUUCAUCUUUGUAGAGCUUGUUAUCAUGUCUGGCACGGUGUUGCUGGCCUACUACAUGGAGUGCACAGAUCUUUUCAGCGUACACGUGCAAGGCUUCUUCUGCAACGACGCCGAAUUAAUGAAGCCGUACCCCGGGACGGAGGAGGCUAGCUUUGUACCCCCACUCAUCUUGUACUGCGUGGUGGCCGCCGCUCCAACCGCUAUUAUUUUCGUUGGGGAGGUGUCCAUGUACGCCAUGAAAUCCACACGGGAAUCUCUCUUGGCCCAGGAGAAGACCAUCGUAACUGGUGACUGUUGUUACCUCAACCCUCUUGUUCGCCGCGUCAUACGCUUCAUCGGUGUGUUUGCGUUUGGCCUGUUUGCCACAGACAUUUUCGUCAAUGCGGGCCAGGUGGUCACGGGUGGUCUCUCGCCCUACUUUCUGUCCGUGUGCAAGCCCAACUACACCGGCAACGAAUGCCGUUUGAACCAGCAGUUUAUCACAAACAGCAACAUCUGUACCGGCAACCCCAUAAUUGUCGGGAAUGCCCGCCGCUCUUUUCCAUCCAAAGACGCCUCCCUGAGCGUUUACUCUGCUGUUUACCUGACGAUGUACAUCACCAGUACGAUCAAGACCAAGUCCAGUCGCUUGGCCAAGCCUGUACUUUGUCUGGGCACUCUCUGUUCAGCCUUCCUCACUGGACUCAACCGGGUUUCAGAGUAUCGAAACCACUGUUCAGACGUGGUGGCUGGAUUCAUACUGGGAUCAGCGGUUGCACUUUUUCUGGGUGUGUGCGUGGUGAACAACUUCAAAGGCGUCCACGGUGCCACGAGCAAACAGAAGAGCGAAGAUUACCGCGGCCUCCCCCUGAUGACUUUCCCUCGCGUCGAGAGUCCUCUGGAGACCCUCAGUGCACAGAACCACUCGGCAUCAAUGACGGAGGUCACAUGACUAAGGGGGCAGCACCGGGUCACGUUUGCGUCUCCGCAGCACUUCCAGACACAAUGAAGGACGCAUGUCACGUGACUUCGAUUGCUUACCAAAAUCAAAGCCUGAUCUAUCUGUCUAGUUCACCCCCCACCCCCCUCCCCCGGCGGGACGAAAUCCACCAUGUUUUGUGAUGGGCAUCCGUGUUACAAAACAAACGCAAGCACAGAUUGUUUUUCUUCAUAACAACUCAUUGGGGCAUUUAUGUUCCUCCGAGGUGUUCUGUUUUUCGUUGGAGGUUGGUGUUUUUGCACAUUUUGUAUGAGCGAUUGCAGUUUUCUCGAGCCUGACAGCGUUCCGCCUGCACACCUCUGUGUUGCAUCGCAUCCUGUCAGGUGACUUCCCUACGUUCACCACAUCCCCGUCCAGUCCUGUCCCCAUCAGUCUGAAAAUGUGCUAUCAAACACGAGCAAUGUGGAUGUUGUCAUUCUGUGAUGUUUGUCAUUUGUACAGAAAAAAAAGAGAAAGAGAAUCGUUCUUUUUUUAUUAUGGUUGUAUAUGAAUUGACCAAGUCGGGUCGAAUUUUGUAAAGAUUUUUUGUUAAUCUGUACUAUUACAGUGCUGGAUUACCAGCAAUGUGUAUGUCGCGACGCGGUAUCCCUAAAAAACUCAACAUCAUUUCAUAUUCAAAUAAUAUCUCAAUAAAUGGCCUAAAAUUUUAACGAUCUGUGUCAAAACAAACAUGAAGUUCAAAGUGAGACAUGAAAUUACCGUAUGUUACCGAUGUCUUUUUUUUUUUUAGGGACCCUUUGGAAGUGUUCACUUUUAAAUGUAUCUGGAUUCUGGUUUUGUUGAUCGGAUUUUCUUUUCGGAGAGGUUCUGCUGGGCUCGCGAGUGCCAGACCACUCCGAAACGAAAUCCCAGUCUGUACACUGUAGAAACAUGUUUUGGGAGAGUAAAUGGCUUGCUCUAAGAACUGGCUAAGCCCUUUUCAAAAAUUGUGAACCAGGCUAAUGACCUUCUUCACCUUUCCUUCUCGAGGUGUCCCUCCCACACCCACCAAUGGAUUGUGAUGCAAUGUUGUGACUCCAUUUCCUCUUGGAAGAAAAACGCCCAGCAUGAAGAGCGAAGUCAAGAUGUUUUAUAAAUAUUCAGGAUUUGAAUUAUACGCUUCAACAUUGUGAUUAUCAUUGUAUUUUAUGAUGUUUCAAAGGAACUCGUUUCAUUUCAAAAUGCUGCAUAUUAUUUUAUUUUCAUUGUUUUGUUCUCAAAUGAAAUAGUCUGUAGCAACA
Molecule: messenger RNA, 2843 nt
Organism: Hippocampus zosterae (dwarf seahorse)
Lineage: Eukaryota; Metazoa; Chordata; Actinopteri; Syngnathiformes; Syngnathidae
Gene: plppr1
Product: phospholipid phosphatase related 1
Exons: 8
Coding region: 601-1575 (324 amino acids)
Biological process (GO): phospholipid metabolic process; signal transduction; phospholipid dephosphorylation
Molecular function (GO): phosphatidate phosphatase activity
Source: RefSeq, a predicted model, not a curated record